UUUAAAUACCGCGAGACACCCUUUCGCAGCACCACUUCUGCGGAAAAAGCUGCUAUCAGGAGGAGCAGACACUCCAGCUCGUGUUUCCGACUGUUUAUCUGAAGCCUAAAGAUGUCCACCAAGGAGAAGCUGAUUGGCCAUGUGAUGAAGGAGGAGCCUGUUGGCAGCAGGAACAAGGUGACGGUGGUGGGUGUCGGCAUGGUGGGCAUGGCCUCUGCCAUCAGCGUCCUGCUCAAGGACUUGUGUGAUGAGCUGGCCCUGGUUGAUGUGAUGGAGGACAAGUUGAAGGGUGAGGUCAUGGACCUGCAGCACGGAUCCCUCUUCCUCAAGACACACAAGAUUGUGGCAGACAAAGACUACAGUGUGACAGCCAACUCCAAAGUGGUGGUGGUGACAGCCGGCGCCCGCCAGCAGGAGGGCGAGAGCCGCCUUAACCUGGUGCAGCGCAACGUCAACAUCUUCAAGUUCAUCAUCCCGAACAUCGUCAAGUACAGCCCCAACUGCAUCCUGAUGGUGGUUUCCAACCCUGUGGACAUCCUGACCUACGUGGCGUGGAAGCUGAGUGGUUUCCCCCGUCACCGCGUCAUUGGCUCGGGCACCAACCUGGACUCUGCCCGUUUCCGCCACCUCAUGGGAGAGAAACUCCACCUCCAUCCUUCCAGCUGCCACGGCUGGAUCAUCGGAGAGCACGGAGACUCCAGUGUGCCUGUGUGGAGCGGUGUGAAUGUUGCUGGAGUUUCUCUGCAGGGCCUCAACCCACAGAUGGGGUCUGAGGGUGACAGUGAGAACUGGAAGGCUGUUCAUAAGAUGGUGGUCGACGGGGCCUACGAGGUUAUCAAGCUGAAGGGCUACACUUCCUGGGCCAUUGGUAUGUCUGUGGCUGACCUGGUGGAAAGCAUCAUUAAGAACCUGCACAAAGUGCACCCUGUGUCCACACUGGUCCAGGGCAUGCAUGGAGUGAAGGAUGAGGUCUUCCUGAGCAUCCCUUGUGUCCUGGGCAACAGCGGCCUGACCGACGUGAUUCACAUGACCCUGAAGCCUGACGAAGAGAAGCAGCUGGUGAAGAGCGCCGAGACCCUGUGGGGCGUACAGAAGGAGCUCACCCUGUGAAGAGCGCUCCUCUGAAUUCUCCUAUACACUCUGAAACCACACUCAAACAGUGCGGUUGACUCCCACCUCCCGUAUCUCCCCCGUGGCAACAGGCGAAAGAAACCUCUGAAUAUCUAUAAAGGCCAAGUGUUUGUCGCUAAACCAGCGGAAGCUAGAUUUUAACUUCAGAUAUUCACACAUUGGUGUCAUUUUCCUUUGUUGCCCCCCCUCCCAUCCUCUUCCCUCCAUGACUGUAUUCCCUGAACACCCCCCUCCCAACUCAUCCCUGUAAGCCUGUGUUGGAGCUAGAGUGUUAUCUAUUUGUUGUCCUGUCUACACAAGAAAAGUAAGGCCUUUGCAUAUUGAGCUUAUUCAUUCUAUGUACUGUAUGUUACUGUGCAACGUCGCUGCUUCUUCAGUACACUCAUUGGCCCUCAUUUAUCAACCUAACCGAGAAACCAGCGCAGAUAUGAGCGCAGAAA
Messenger RNA from Perca flavescens (yellow perch), 1571 nucleotides. It is a transcript of the gene ldha, whose product is annotated as lactate dehydrogenase A4. Gene Ontology annotation, biological process: pyruvate metabolic process; lactate metabolic process. The record is from RefSeq and is a predicted model, not a curated record. Gene Ontology annotation, cellular component: cytoplasm. The transcript is spliced from 8 exons. Gene Ontology annotation, molecular function: L-lactate dehydrogenase (NAD+) activity. NCBI's taxonomy places the organism in Eukaryota, Metazoa, Chordata, Actinopteri, Perciformes, Percidae. Bases 112 to 1110 code for a protein of 332 amino acids.